Messenger RNA from Psylliodes chrysocephalus, 2409 nucleotides. The record is from the annotation of a GenBank genome assembly. NCBI's taxonomy places the organism in Eukaryota, Metazoa, Arthropoda, Insecta, Coleoptera, Chrysomelidae.
AUGUACGAUAUAAAGAUUUUGAAUAUUGAAGGAAGUUGUACAGACAUUCCUUCAAGAGAAAUUAAUAAAAUCUGCCGGGCAUGUCUUAAGCAAGAGGGUACAAUAAAUUUAUUUCAAAACAAACACAAAGAUUUACUGUUUUGUGAAUUAUUUACAUUAUUUUCUUUAUUUCAAGCAGAGCAAGAAGAUGGUUUUCCACAAAAUAUAUGCCAAUUUUGUGCAGAUUUAGUAACACAAUUCUAUUCUUUUAAGCAGAUUAUUAAAGAAAAUCACAUUAUUUUACAAAUAUCAUCAGAAAUAAACAAUUUAGAUAAAUCAGCAUCAUUUAAAGAUGAUUUGGUUACAGCAAAAAUAAGGCAGCCUAAUGUUGAUAGUACAAAUUCUGACCUCAUUUUGGAUAUACUUAAUGAUAAAGAAAAUGUUGAAAUCACCAAUGGCAAUUCUAUAAGGUUGGAAACCUCAAAUAAGCCUGAAAAUGAAGAUAAUUUAUCUUUACCAUUAGAUCAUGAUUAUGCCAAAAUUUGUAAUGUCGAAAUUGCUUGUCCAUGUUGUUUUCAGAAGUUUAGUAGUGAAUAUGAAUUUAUGAGUCACAGAAUGAGGGAAGCUAAACAAAUAGAAAGUAGUAGCAACAUAGAAGAGUUUACUUGUCUCUUCUGCUAUAAUAAAUUUGGCUCUAGAAAUGAUUUUUUUGAUCACAUGAAACUACUAUCUGAUGAAAAUGAGCUUAAACCAAUUGUUGAAGAAUAUACAUGUCCCAAAUGUAAUCUAAAGUUAAACUCGAGAUGUGAAUUUCUAAAACACAGAAGAGAAGAAAUAAAUGAAGAAAUAAAUGAUGUUCCAGAACCUCUAACGACCUUUAAAAGAGAAAAUGAAGGAUAUACAUGUCCUAAAUGUAAUCUAAAGUUUAACUCCAGAUUUGAAUUUCUAAAACACAGAAGAGACGAAAGAAAUGGUGUUUCAGAACCUCUAAAGAUCUCUAAAAAAGAAUAUCAUUGUAAACGUUGCAAACUUAAAUUCAAUACCCAUAAAGAAUAUGCUGAACACAAAAAACAAGAAUUUAUUGGAUAUACCUGCACUGUUUGCAAUAUUAAAUUUUUAUCCAGAACUGAAUACAUACUUCAUAAAAAGGAAGAAGCUGCAAAAAAACCAAAAAUUAUUCCGGGCGUAGAAUUUGUGUGUCCUUACUGUUCUCUUAAGUUUUAUUCAAGAGGUGAAUAUAUGAAACACAGAAAAGAGGAAGCUAGAAAAAAAUCAUUAUGCCCUUAUUGUAAAAAAGUCUUACAUACAAGUCGUUUUGAUAAUCAUUUAAGAUCAAUACAUAAAAAACUACCACCUUUAACUUGCGAUAUUUGCAAAAAACGGUUUGUUUCAUCAACUUGUUACAACAAACACAUUAUAGCUCACAGAGAUGGUUUCGCCUGUGAGAUUUGUGGUAGGAAAUGUUUAUCUGCAAAUGCACUGACAACUCAUAAAAAAACACAUGAGAGAGAAAAGCCUGUGUUUACUUGUGAAAUUUGUGGCAAGAUUUACAAGCUCGCAUAUUUAUUCAGGGAACAUAUGUAUGUUCACACAGGCGAAAAACCUUUCUUGUGCUCUGUUUGUGGAGCUACAUUUAUUUCCCAAUCCAAACUUAACCAACAUACCCUCGACAAACACACUGAGCGACCCUUUAAAUGUGAAUUGUGUGGAAACAUCUAUGAUACUGAAGAAAAAUUAAAUCGGCACACUAAAAGACAUGAAGAUGGAAAAAAUAAUGUGUGCAACAUCUGUGGACAAGAAUUUUUGAUGAGAUCUUGUCUUACUAUGCAUUUAAAAAGUCAUGAUCUAAUACGUGUAACACGUAUAGGAAAAAAGAGGAAAGUGUCAUGUUUAACUUGCUAUAAAGAAUAUUUUGAACAUAAUUUAGUAAAUUUUCAAAUGCAUAUAAGGACUCAUUUAGGCCAAUCUCCAUAUCUUUGUCUAUUUUGUGGAAAACAGUUCCAUGAAGAAAAUGAAUAUAAUAUUCAUAUGGCAUUGCAUGGUAACAGGAGAUUGAAAAAACUUCAUAAGUGCGAUAUUUGCUUUGGGAUAUUCGCUUCAAAUGCAGCACUAUCCAAUCAUAUGAGGUGUCAUACAGGGGAAAAACCUUUCCAGUGCACUCAGUGUGGAAAAUCCUUUAAUACAAGGACUCACUUGAAAACACACAUGUUUUGGCACACAGGUCAAAAGCCUUUCUUAUGUAAAUAUUGUAAUAAAUCCUUUGCUAUGAAAGGUAAUUGUGUGCAACAUGAAAGAACACAUGAAGGCAGUGGAGAUUAUAACUGCAGAAUAUGUGGAAAACAAUUUCAUACUGGCAGUAAUUUAAGGAAACAUCACCAGAAAAUACACAUAAAGAGCUUUCCUGGAAAUGAUAUGCCCAUUUUGUCUUAA